UUCAGUGGUUCAGGGAGAGAGGUUGGUUAGAACCAACCUAUGCCAUGAUACACGAAUAUAUUUAGUGAUAAAUAAAGUACAUCAAGAGAUACCUUUUCACCAAACAUGGUUUGCUUUCACUACCUCUCAAUCUUGUUCCUAGCUCUAGGACCGUAUCCUGGUUCCUCCAGUCUAGCAGCGGGACCAUCACAUUUCUCCCAGCUCCUACAGGCUACUGGAGUUUACAAGGAUGGAGAUAAACCAAGAACUACACCUAAACCAGAGGAAGCAGUCUUUCCUCAAGCAGAGAAACUCACUAGUAACGAAACCACAGUGGAAAAACCCGACGCUAAAAUAAAAGGUGGAAAGAAAAAACCCGAAGGGGGUUUAAGAAAUCUUCCGCAUAGUCCUUCCUAUCCGGAGAUACCAUAUCCAACUCCGUCCAACCUUGGAUUCCCUCCGGUAGGAUCAUUCUUCUCUAACUUUGAGAAGAGCGUUAAGUGGGACGGAAAACUUGAAGAGAGAACGAAAAGAGAAGCAGACCCCAACCUUCUCCCUGGUCAUGGUGAGCAUCAUCCUCAUCAUCCUGCUCAUGAAGAACACCUGGUAAUUGACCAUGAUGGACAUAUCACCCCUGUAGCCUUGGUUCGGGUUCCAACUCCAGCACCUCUGGGUGGUCAUCAUGUUACUAUCUCUACCCCAACUCAUCACAUAAGUCACGGAAUACUGGAUCAUGGAACUCAUCAUGCAGUUCAUAAAGAACAUCAUCAGGUUCAUGGAGAAGAAUAUCAUGUUCCUCAUGAGGCACAUCAUGCUCCACAUGCAGCGCAUCACGCACCUCAUGAAGCACACCAUCCACCACAAGAAGCUCAUCACGAUCCUCAUGAUAUCCAUCACUCCCCAAAGACGGUUUCGCAUGGUCUUCCAAUCCUGAUAGAGUCUAAAGGAGAUGUAGGACACUAUACUCCAACUCCUCAUCAUUCUAUCUCCGGGUACCCUAAACCUGCUCACGGAGGAACCCUAGAGGAGAUCUUUGGAGUUGGACCAGGAUACACUCCUGCUCCGUAUCAUCCCACUCCUGUUCCAUACCACCCUACUCCUGCUCCGUACCAUCCUGUACAUCCAGCCUACCAUAAUCCUGAACCUGCCUACCAUCCUCCAACUCCAGUUUAUCACGCUCCUCCUACUCCUGCAUACCACCCACCUGAACCCGCCUAUGCCCCUCCCACACCAGUUUAUCAUGCCCCUGAACCUGCAUACGCCCCUCCUACUCCGGCAUAUCACGCCCCUGAACCUGCAUACGCCCCUCCUACUCCAGAAUACCACGCCCCUGAACCUGCCUACGCCCCUCCUACUCCGGAAUACCACGCCCCUGAACCUGCCUACGCCCCUCCUACUCCGGGAUACCACGUACCUGAGUAUGCGCCGGACUUUAAACAUCCUACCGGAGAUUAUAUACCUCCUACAGCAAAAAUGGCGGGUCAUCCCUUCAGUCUAGAGCAUGUAUUUGGUAUACCUAUGCCAAACUACUAUAUGGAGAAGUAUCCACAUAUGGCGCAUUCUAUUCAUCAUCCUGACCACCAUGUAGUUGAUACCUAUGCCGAACCUGCUCCUGUUUAUCAUCCACCAAAAGUUUAUGAUCACCCUGUCUCCGGAUAUCCUAAACCUGAACAUGGAGCAUCAUUAGAGGAGAUAUUUGGGGUUCCAACCAAAUAUCAUCCUGCAGUGAAACCUUCCUACCAUGAGCCUGAACAUCAUAUCAUCACAGUUAUGCAUCCUCCAGAGCUAAAAUAUGUUGAACCUAAACCUGAAUAUCAUGCUCCCAAACCCGAGUACCAUGUACCCAAGCCUGAAUACCAUGCUCCUAAACCUGAAUAUCAUGCGCCAAAACCUGAAUAUCAUUCACCAAAACCGGAAUAUCAUGCGCCAAAACCUGAAUAUCAUGCUCCUAAGCCUGAAUAUCAUGCCCCCAAACCGGAGUACCAUGUACCCAAGCCUGAAUAUCAUGCACCUAAACCUGAAUAUCAUGCACCCGAACCUGUCUAUCAUGAAUCUGGACACGGAUACGCUCCGCCCCAUAAUGGUGGAUCAUUAGAGGAGAUAUUUGGGAUCGGAUCACACCCCCUACCAUCAGUUUAUGUUACUCCUAAACCAGAUUAUCAUCCCACCACUUACAAACCUAAGAUGCCGGAGUAUGUAAACAAGGAUUACAAAUCUCUCCCUGAUCCUGGUUAUGUUCUCCACUACCUCCCGUAUGAUGAUUACCAACCCCAUCAUUCGAAAUCCAUUGAUCAUCCCCCUCCUGUUCCUCAUCAUCCCGGAGCAGCUCACAUCCUUGUUCCUGGAAACCAUCCUCUUCCUCCUCCUGACCUCUUUCCUUCUCCUCUCUCCGCCCAUCCUGAUGUAAAGUCCUUAACUCUUUUCCGGGGUGCAAGGGUUAAACGUUCUGAAUCAGCAGCAACAAAGGAGGAAUUGCUCCGUCAGAUUAAGGAAAAAGGGAGUCAGUUGGAGAAACAGAGACUUCUUCAUCAAAUCAAGUUAAAGGAGAACCAGCUCCAGAAGCUUCUGGCAGGGAUAAACCAGGACGAGUUUAAGGUUCCUGACUCCGGGACCUGGAAGAUACAAUCUCAGGUUCUGGACGGGAAAGAAGUUCCUGCUGGAGAGUGGAUAAUACCGUCCUCUAACCCUGACAGAACCCCCGUCCCUCUCCUCUCCCCAGCUCCGGGUUCUAAUCAGAACCAGGUUUCAGAGUUUAGGAAUCCUGCAGGCUUCAAUGAGUCCACACUUCUCAAGGAGAACCGUCUCCAACCAACCGGAGAAGAUUUACGUCAUCUUAUUCAACAUUUCUCAGAUAAAGAGUUCAGGGCCCCGGAUGGAGGGGGUUGGAAUAUCCGGGAAUCGUUUCAAUCUGUGACAGUUUCUCCGGGUACAAACCCAACCCGCUUGAUAAAUCCUACUCCUAAAUCUACUGAUCUACAGAGACUGCUAGAGGGAUUAAGAGAUGAGUUAGCCCCGGAUACACCCUGGAAUAUUAGAGAUGGAACCAGGUUACAGAACCUACCGGAGCAAACCAGGAACGGACCUGGAGAGCGUAUGAGAGAUGAAUCUCAAAUGGAGAAACCUGGACCGGAGAAAACCUAUCUUCAAACCCUCCUUGAGCAACAUGGUUUAACUCCUGAAACUCCGUCCCAACCCUGGAAUUUUAGAAAGAACGUAGCUGAGAUUGUAACUCUUAAAUCCACAGAAUUACAAAAACUUCUUGAAACUCAUCCUGAUUUGAAACCAAUGGUUCCAGAAAGUAUCUGGAAUAUCCGACCCAAACCAGAAACUGUUACUCUUAGAACCACAGAUCUUCAAAAGCUACUUCAAUCAGACAGUUUAAGGGACAAGUCUCCAGAAAAUGCGUGGACUAUCCGUCCUGGAUCUAGUGUACCUGAAACUGUAACCCUAAAAUCUACGGAAUUACAAAAGCUAUUGGAGUCCCACCCCAACCUGAGACCAAUGGUUCCUGAGAAGGUUUGGCGUAUUCGACCCCAACCUGAAAUUAUAACAGUGAAGACAAAAGAUUUUGAAAAACUCAUUUUUGCAGAGGAUAAAUCCCCAAACCUUGACUUGAAGAGAGAAAAUAUUGGAUUAACCGAUCUUCAGAAGCUUCUUGAAUCUCACCCAGAACUAAAACCAAUAGUUCCAGAGAGUAUUUGGAAUAUUAGAGCCCAGGCUGAAGAGGUAACCCUGAGAACUACAGAUCUUCAACAUCUCCUACAGUCUGAAAAGGGGUUCCAGGAAGACUCUGUUGAUAGCAUGACUUUAAAAACUACUGAAUUGCAGAAACUUCUUGAAUCCCAUCCUCACCUAAAACCUAUGGUACCGGAGAAUGUCUGGAGUAUCCGUCCUCAACCUGAUUCUAUCAAGGUUAAUACUAAAGAUCUCCAGAGGCUUCUACUAACAGAAGACUUUUCUCAGAAGAAGACGACUGAAACUGUAACUCUAAAAUCGACCGAGCUUAAAAAAUUACUCGAAUCUCACCCAGACUUAAGACCGAUGGUUCCAGCAAGUGUCUGGAAUAUUCGACCUCAAACUGAUACGGUUACACUUAGAACCACAGAUCUUCAAAAGUUGCUCCAGUCUGAGCAAAGCCUAAAAGAAAAAUCUCCCGAAACCGCGUGGACGAUCAGACCUGUUCCAAAGACGGACCCGGAUAUGGUUUCAAUUCAAGCCACAGACCUUCAGAGGUUGUUUGAAGUAAGUGGAUCUUUGGAUCCCAGGAUUCCUGAAACUCUUUGGAAUAUCAAGGAUAGCGCCGGAGCAGUCACACUCAGAACAACAGAUUUGCAAGAACUCUUCCAGCUGAGCGGUGUUCUUGCCCAAAAUGUGCCGGAUUCUGUUUGGAAUAUUCGCGAGAGCUCCGAUAAGUUCAAGUCUAAACAAGUGUCUGGAGCAGAAAUUUCUAAGCUUCUAGAGCUGAGUGAUUCUCUAAAACCAAAAGUUCCGGAGAACAAGGGGAAUAUUAGAGAGGAAACAUCUCCAUCGUUAAGUGGGAUUUCCCAUCAGAAACAUUCGUCUCCGUCCCAACACGAGGAGAAGAAAUCUUCUAAAAUUAAUUUAUCCGAAUUGCAGAAACUACUUGAGAGUAAUAAGUUGAAAUUAACUACUCCUAAAACUCCGUGGAAUAUAAGAGAAAGUGCACAAAAGUUGAAAGAAUCUUUGCAAAAACUGAAUAAAGAGGAUAAAAUUAAUUCCGAAGAAUUAGAAAGCUUGCAGAAUUUGUUUUCUCUCAACGGACUUAGUGUUGACACUAAACCAGAGAAAACUUGGAAUAUAAAACCUCAAUCAACCCAACCUGCAGAUAAAUCUCAACAACCCAAACAACAAAUAAAACUGUCUGAUCUGCAGAAAUUACUCGAGGAGAACGGUUUAUCCUCCGAAACCGUUUCUCCGGACUUGUGGAACAUACGGGAGAGCGGAGAUAAGUUUAGGAAAUGGAAGAACGGAGAUAAAAUAAUGCCAUCAAAAAAUAUGUUCCUUGCAGGAACUCCAGAGCCAGGAGAACCCGAGCUAAGGACAGACCAGGAACCACUAAAUGAACAGAAGGAGGAGGAGGAGGAGGUUGAACAGGUAACCCCUAAGGGUUUGACAACUUCAAACAUCCAAGACCUCCUAGCACAACUGAGCAAAGAUGAAUUAGUAUCUGGGAAUGAAUUUAGCUCCGGUGGCAAAAAAACCACGACGGAGAACAUUCAGGCCUCAACUUACAAACCUAAUAUAGACGUUGAGCAGCUAAUCGGAUUAAGAAACUAUGUAGAUUUAUUCCGGACAAAAGAAGAAUACAUGGAUGAUGAGAAGGUUGAGGACGAUGAGAAGGUUGAGGACGAUGUGAAGGUUGAGGACGAUGAGAAGAUUGAGGACGAUGAGAAGGUUGAGGACGAUAAGAAGGUAGAGGAGAUGAAUAAGGUGAAAAUGAGGUUGCAGGAAACAGAACUCCAGCGCCUACUUAAUGAACUGAGUAGGGAUGAGUUCCAAGUACCGAACCAAGCUUGGGAUAUCAGAAAAGCUGCUCAGCUUCUGAAACAGAAGCAACGUUUUAACCAGGAUAAUGUUGGAGUUAUUGAGAAUCUAGAGGAAAAUAUUCGAUUAAUACCUGGACCCCCUGGACCUCCUGGUCCCCCCGGACCUCAGGGUCCUCGAGGUCACCCUGGAGUUAGAGGAGAGCAAGGGUUGAGGGGCCCGGCAGGCCCUCCUGGAGCACCUGGAACCUCCUUCAUGGAUAUAUUCAGUGCGAGUCCGGAGAGUUCUUCUCCAAUAAGAUUAGCAGAUCAGGAAUCCUUUCUCUUCAACUCAGUUCCCCCAUUUCCAUCCCGCAUCUUGCCACCAUCAGCUCAGGAACCUGUUCCAGGCCCACCCUCACCACAAAGGCUCCCAGCUAACCAUCUUGUCCCAGAGUUUACUGAAACCCUAGAUUUAUCCCAUGAAUCACAGGACUCGGAGAAACCCAAACUUUCUUUCGUCCCGGAGAAUCCAAACCCUGAUUAUGAUUACGAAGCCAUCCAAGAUCCUGCUCCAAGACUCCAUUUAUCAGCACUAAGUGGGAUGAUAAACAAUCAGGCUCCGAAAAAACGAAGACGCAAACCAAAUACUAGACCAGUUGAAAACCAGGAUAGGAUUGUCACAAAGACAAAAAUAGUCAAUAAUGCUCAGUAUCCACAAAUAGUGAUAAUUCCUCAGACAAAAGGUGGGAACGGAGGAGAUAACAUUAAUAUCAACUUUGAUGAUCCAUCAGGAAUCUUUCAGGGAGAAAGAAUCAGGAACCCGGAGCAGGUUCGAUCUGAACAGAAGAAUAGAUCUGACCAACUGAUGCUACAGAAGCAGGAAGCCAUGUUGCAGCAGCUUAUUGGCGAGAUGGAACAGAAUGAGAAAAUAAAAGGUCUAGAGGAUGCUAUUCAAGCUCAGGAGCAGGUUCUUAAACGAUUAGAAGCUGGACUGGAAAAAGAGCGACCUGACGAUAUAUUUACUGAGGAGAGAUUGGUUGAGCUAGAAUCAGUUUCCAGGAAGCAGUCUGAGAUUAUUGAUAAUAUCGAGGAGGCACUUAAUGAUAUGAACAUAGAGACUGCAAAUACAGGAUCCAGACUUAAUAUUCUAGAGACUAUUGCUGCUAAACAGAAACAGGUUUUGAAUGAUCUGCUCUCUGGUCCUGAAAUCAACAUUAUAGACCCGGAGAUAAAUGAGUCCAGGGUUCAUCUAAUCCAGGAGAACGAUGAGGAGGUGAGAACUAGACGGGUUCAGGAGCUGGAGCUCAGGAGAAAACAAGCACUCAAGGAUAUUGCCGAGGUCGGACGGAUGAUGGAGAUGAAGAAGAAGAUGGAGGGAGAGAGGAUGGAGUUGGUUAAGGCUUUGUCUCAGGAGAGAUUAAGUUUGGAUUCCGUUGAUCUCAGUUUAGCUCCGAGUUCUCGGAGUUUAUCUUGGUGGAGAAGAUUGUCUCCGGGAUACAGACAGAGCAGGGAGAGGUUCAGGGAUAAAUAAGGGUGUUGAGAGUUCUAGUUCCAGGACUUUAUUCAAAUACUUCAGAUAGAAACAGAAAUGUACCCGGGCUCUUCACAGAACCUGAUUCCCUAUUCUAAUAACUACCUGGAGAUGAAAAACCACAACAAUAAGGAAUUAAAGCUAGUUUUUAAACUACGUAAUUUUUCAGUCGAAAUGUUUUAAACUAUUGACAAUCUUUACAGUGCAAUCUAGUCAUAUAAAAACAUGUGCAAUAAGAAUAUGUUUUUCAGAGAAAAGAUACAAAAAUGGCAUUAAAAUAUUUAUCAAAAAUGUUCCUUUUGAUUUAAGAUCAACUAGUCCUUUUGUAAAUUAUAUUUUAUAACUAAAGUAUCUUAAUUAAAUACUGGCAAAGCUUUAAAAUUAUAUAAAUUAGAAAAAUGAUCUUGUAAACCCCGAUGUUAUUAAAUAAAGUAUAAAGAUCCCUA
This is a messenger RNA of Eurytemora carolleeae, 7442 nucleotides long. RefSeq lists its product as uncharacterized. Lineage: Eukaryota; Metazoa; Arthropoda; Copepoda; Calanoida; Temoridae. The record is from RefSeq and is a predicted model, not a curated record. The coding region runs from base 106 to 6996 and encodes 2296 amino acids. The transcript is spliced from 15 exons.